Lingula anatina is the source of this 534-nucleotide messenger RNA. RefSeq lists its product as uncharacterized. Gene Ontology annotation, cellular component: plasma membrane. The record is from RefSeq and is a predicted model, not a curated record. NCBI's taxonomy places the organism in Eukaryota, Metazoa, Brachiopoda, Lingulata, Lingulida, Lingulidae.
UGUAAACUCGGCGAGGACGGCAAUGUGGCCUGGAGUGCACCAGCUCCAAAGUGUGAAGACAUCAGCGGAUACGUGGGUUGUUUCGUCGAUGAAGAUGUCGCCGCGUCCUUGAAAUCUGACAAAUUAGAAAAGGAAUCCAUGACGGUGGAAUUUUGCCUCAAGUUUUGUGACCAGAAGGGACAUGGACUGGCAGGUCUGAAGGACGGUAAUGAGUGUUACUGUGGCAACGAGCUGAUAAAGUCAACUCUGCGCCCGGGCAAAUGCUCCGACACCUGUUCUGGCAACCGGAACCAAAUCUGUGGCGACGAUGACGAGUUUUCUCUAUAUACAGUCGGAGACAGUGGAUCUGGUGGUUCCGGCGACUCCAAAAUCCCAGAGGUUCCUCCAGUCAUCAUUGGCUAAAUGGCACAAACAGAUUGGAGAGACCUAACAAUAACCAUAACACUUGCAAAACUUACAAGCAGGGGCGGAUCCAGAGAUAUUUACUGACAGUCUUCCAAAUUAUCUUUGUUGAUUCAUCCUCCAAUUUUGAGC